Molecule: messenger RNA, 2744 nt
Organism: Mercenaria mercenaria
Lineage: Eukaryota; Metazoa; Mollusca; Bivalvia; Venerida; Veneridae
Product: carotenoid-cleaving dioxygenase, mitochondrial-like
Exons: 13
Coding region: 51-1607 (518 amino acids)
Biological process (GO): carotene catabolic process; retinal metabolic process
Molecular function (GO): carotenoid dioxygenase activity; beta-carotene 15,15'-dioxygenase activity
Source: RefSeq, a predicted model, not a curated record
UAAAGCUCAUUUGCACUAAUAGGUUCGCGCGUGUGUGUUUUUCUCUAGCCAUGCAUAAACUAUUUCAAACUAUUGAGCAGGAAUAUAAAACUCCAGUGGAGGGAAAAAUAACAGGGGAUAUACCAGGAUGGUUAUGUGGAAGUUUGUACAGAAAUGGACCUGGCAUGUACGAGGUGGGAGAAGACAAAUACCGGCACUGGCUCGAUCCUCUGGCCAUGUUCCAGUGCUUCAGAAUUCGUGACAAGAAGGCAUCGUAUCAAUGUAGAUAUUUAGAGAGUGAUGCGUAUACAAAAGCGAUGGAAGCAAAGCGUAUAGUGGUUCAUGAAUUUGGCACUGUUGCUACCCCAGACCCAUGUAUUAACAGUUUCAAAAAGCAGUUAAGUCACUUCGAGAUGGAAGAUGCAACAGACAAUACGAAUGUUAGUUUCUUUCCAUUAAAAGACGAGCUGUAUGCAGCUACAGAGAGAAACUUCAUUAACAGAAUAGAUCCCGAGACCCUAGACAGAUUAGAAAAGGUGAAGUUAGAGAACUGUGUUGCAGUAAACUGUGCCACAGCUCAUCCACAUUAUGAUGCAGACGGUACAAUUCAUAACCUUGGUAACACGUAUCAAGGCUGGCCGAAAACCUGUCUCAUACGCAUACCACCAAAGAAAGACAAAAGUGAUGAUUUCCCACAAGGCCAAGUAGUAGCAUCACUAGCAUCUCAGUCAAAAAUGCACAUAAACUACCUACACAGCUUUGGUAUGUCUGAAAACUACUAUGUAUUUAUUGAGCAACCUUUACACAUGAAUAUGAAAAAGGUAGCAUCAGCAAAGAUCCAAGAAGCAGCGUUAGAAUGGAAACCUCAGAGUAAGCCGAGGUUCCGAGUGAUUGACAAGAAGACCGGUGCAGAGAUAAAUGCUAACUUAAGAUUUGAGACUGACACAUUUAUGUUUAUGCAUCAUAUCAACACAUUUGAGGAUAAAGGAAAUUUGGUGAUGGACAUUAUUGCAUACAGGAAAGACUCUGUGUUACAAUACCUAUACUUGAAACAGCUCACCACGGAACAAUGUGAGAAUGAACACAGAAAAAUUGAGGAUCCUCUGACACGACGUUAUGUAAUUCCUCUCAAAAUAAAACCCAAUGCAACACCUGCAACAAACUUGGUCACAUUACCCUACACAAAAGCCACUGCGAAAAGGAGAGAUGCAAAAACAGUGUUCCUGACACAUGAAAUAAUGGACAAUAUAGGAAUAGAAUUCCCACAAAUAAACUAUCGUAACUACAACACUAAGAAGUACAGAUAUGUGUAUGGUGUAGGAUGGCAUUCGAAGGCGGACAUUAUUCAUACGUUGGUAAAAAUUGACAUGGAAACGAAGUCACACAAGCAAUGGAAGAGUGAAAAUUGUUUCCCUACUGAACCUGUGUUUGUUCCCAGGCCAGAUGGUACAGCCGAGGAUGACGGUGUGCUGUUAUCUGCAGUAAGCCGGACAGAUUUUGACGAGAAAGAUGGAGCUAAUGCUUUCCUUCUUAUACUGGAUGCCAAAAGUAUGGAAGAAAUUGCUCGAGCAGACUUUGGAGUACCAAGAUUUCCUAAAGAUUUGCAUGGGUUGUUUAAGCCAACUUAGAAUUUAUUAAUACAUAUUCUUACCAGCUUUUACCAUGCAUGAAUGAUGAAAAAGAAAUACACAAAAAUUUUCUCUAAGCAAUUCUGGUGUGCCAUGAUUUCCUAGACUUGGGUGUGUUGUUUAGACCGAACUAGACUUCAUCAUUCAUCUGAACAUGUUUUAUUCAUGCCAAUUGUUAUCAUGUACCGUACUUUGGGAUAUUUUCGUGUCAGCCAAUUUUCGCCCUUUUAACCCAAAAUGUAGUGUUUUUAUUUUGGCAUGUGUAAUUUUUGCCAUCUUACAUAGGUAGCGAAAAUUUGCCCAAAAAUUUCAUCAAAGUACAACAACAUUACCCCGUUUUCGAAGAGUAUCAAAGUUAGGUUACUUUUCUGCAAUUAUCCAACAACACAAAUUGUGUACAUGUGACUUUAUUAUUUCUGGUAUAUACAUACUGAAAUUUAUUGCAAAUCGUAUUAAAACAUAAAAGCAAUAAAAUUCGUUAAAAUGUUUUGUUGAAAAUAUUUGAGAAUAGACAUGUUUGUUUUCACACUGUGUCUGUCACAACCAUGUACAGUAAGUGUAUCGAAAUCUAACUGCCCAUUAAUUAUCAACUACACAUAUUCAGUAGAUUUAAUUAAAAUUGGUCAAGGUGAGAAAAUCUCGGGGUUUCUUGUUUUUGUAACAAUACAGGUAAAACAAGCAAUUAUCCUUUUAUAUCCGAUGUCAGGUACCUGUCUAUAAAGACCACCCUUGGGAGAGCCAAAAGGUGGUCUUUAUUCACAGGUUAAAAUAUACUGUAAAUGUUAAAAUGGGAAACAAAAAAUGUGGUCUUUAGAGCCAGGUGGUCUCUGUUCAGAGGUCUUUAACACAGGUUUGACUGUAUUUGCAAUUGGUAAUCAUGUAGAUAAACAGGUAUUGUAAUGUUAACGUUUAUAUGGUGUUAAAUUUUGGACAUAGGUAUAUUUUUGAGCGUUAUAUUUUUGCCACUUCAUAUGGGUGGCCAAAUAGGCGAAAAAUUAACCAUGACGAAAAUAUCCCAAAGUACUAUAUUUACCAUCAGAAUAAGAACUCCUAUUUUAGAGAACUAAAAUUUCUAAAAGAUUUUUUAAGGUUCAUUAUGCCCAUAUAUGUAAAUAUAUGUAAAUAUAUGUAGCAUUG